AAAUAGGAAGUGAGUGAGGAUUCAGUAUCAUGCACAGAAACGUUAGGCUGUGCUAAAUAUUUUAUCGUUUACAUUGGUUCUUUAUGCUUUUUUUUUCUACCAUGAAGAUAAACGAGAACACUUUACUGGAGGGAAGCAAAGUCGUGUUGGUUCCUUACACGGAGGAGCACGUACCAAGGUACCAUGAGUGGAUGAAGUCCCCUGAGCUUCAGCAGCUGACCGCCUCAGAGCCGCUGACCCUGGAGCAGGAGUAUGACAUGGCGAGGAGCUGGAGGGAAGAUGAUGACAAGUGCACCUUCAUCAUCUUGGACAAGCAGCUGUGGGCGCACAGCAGUGUGGAAACAGAGCAGUGCAUGGUGGGAGAUGUCAACAUCUUCCUGACUGACCCUACGGACCCAUCCUUGGCUGAGUUGGAGGUCAUGAUCGCAGAGCCCAGUUACAGAGGAAAGGGAAUUGGGAAAGAGGUGACGAGCAUGAUGAUGUGCUAUGGAGUCACCAAACUCGGGGUGAAAAAGUUUGAAGUGAAAAUCGGACUGGACAACGAGAUCAGCGUCGGCAUGUUCAAGAAACUCCACUUCCACGAGGUGUCUGUGUGUAAAGUGUUCAAAGAGGUGACCCUGGAGCUGACAGUGGAUGAGUCUGUCAGAAAGAGGCUGCUGGAUGACGUGGCCGACAUGAAGGAGGGAGACUACAGACACACCUGCAGCAACAGACAGGAACUGCUUUCACAGUGAGGAGUUGUUCAGAGCUGCACUCACUUCCAUUCAUGAAGGAGAUCAUUCUGCACACAGAGGAAGUACAUCUGAAGCCCAAAGGUGGUGUGUGGUUGAAGUCUGUGUGUUAAUACACACCUAUAACAAGACUGGGCUAAGUACUUGAUUCUGAUAGCUGCAUCUCGAGCAACAUGUCAUCACAACUGUCUGUUAUUUCUUGAUGACAGACCGUUGCUGUUGCUGGAGAUGCAGCUCUAUACACAGACUCUGGAGGUCCAACUGUAAUCAUAUCAAUGCACAGAAAGAAGUCUGGUCAGUUUGAUGUUUGUUUGUUUACGGCGGGAAAACCAUGAAAAGAGGCAAAAACAGGAGAGAGUUCAAAGACACUUAAACUGUAGUCGAUGACAGAGCGACCCACAAAACUGAGCAUGCAUGAAGUAGACACUUAACCGAAUGAGGAUGAGACAUGGAGGUGUUCAUGGGCCGUUAAAUGGAUUAGAAAAUGACAGACUGACCGGGACAAGGCUGAAACCACUACUAUCGAAGCAGCUCAAACUUAGAGUGGAAUUAAGUACUUUUAGUUUAGCUUAUUAGAUCACACGUAUACAAAUAAUACAGAUUAACAUACAUCUAGACAAUUAGAGAUGUGAUGGAGACAUGCAGAAACCCUCACGGCCAAAUUCCACCAGAUCUGUCUCCGAUCCAUGGCACCGGAUCUGAUAGGUUUUUCUUCAAGUCAAUGUGUUAACUCCCACUGGAUCUGCUCCGUUGCGUUCUGGCUGCGUCUCUGAUCCGGCAGGUCGGAACCAGGGGUGCAUCUCGCUCGGCUGGAAGUGAAGCUUCCAGCAAAGCGUCUGCCCCCUGGUGGCUGGCUGCAGUGUAGGUCAAAAACUCUGUCUCCCCCAUUCAUUUGAAUGGGGCUGCAGUCACACUUAAAAAAAUAAAUACACGUCGUACGAAUGUUUCUCACAUCUGUAUGCUGUGGUGAUAUGUAGUUAGUAUUUGACUUUUUUGUGUUCAAGGCCUCUUUUUUCUGAAAAGUUUCUUUUUCGUUAGCUCUUAGAGGUUAAAAAAAUGUGUUUUACUUCCGGGUUCACUUUGAUUGACAGCUGCCGUAGAGGGAAACUUCAUAGGAUCUUGUGACGCUACGCUGUAGGGCGGAGCUCGUUACCGUUCUGUGGCUUCGCAGAAGGCUGCACAAUGGCUGCGCCCAGGAGCGGGUUUUUUUUGGCUUCAGAACCGUACAACGGGAAGAGGCGGUACAGAACGCAACGGAUCAGAUAUGCAAGACUUCUAUUUUUGCCAUAUGCUGGAGCAUCAAUAUGCACGGAGCAGAUGGAGCGGGACAGGAAGUCAGGCACCAAAACAAAAUUAAAACAUCCGGUUAAUUUUCAGAAUAAAACACUCUGUGUUAUCACCAGAUCUUAUUUCACUUAACUACAACAACAAAACGUCAUGAUGAGUGGAACCAGGCCUGGAGUCAACAGGUCAGAGGUUUUCAGAGGACCAUAAAGACAACAUGGAUGAGGAGAGGAGGAGCAGGAAAACCUUAGUCACACGACUCCGGCUGUCCGGCAGUCCUGCUCCGUGCGGUCUCAAAACGCAGCCGGACAGAGCACGGAGCUGGACUGCAGCGGAUCAGAGAUGGACCGGACCCAGAUCUGGUGGAAGUCCUGUCAUUAGCCUCUAAAAAGAAAAAAGAAAAGGAGAAAACAAAACAAAUGUCAACAUCAGGGUCAUAGUCACCCUGCUGGGGUUCCAAUCAGCUAUAACAACCUGCUCACUGUACAUUAUCCCUCACUUAUAUACUGUUGUUUGUAAUCUGUAAUCCCAGAAUACUCGAAAAGAAACUGAGGACACUUUCUGAAGUGCUGAACUCAAGUACUGUUUAGAGUAACUGAAUCUGCAUGCAUGUUUUUUUGGACGUACUGUAUACUCUAUUUAUUUAUUUUGUCAGUGGUUAGCGCUGUUGCCUCACAGCAAGAAGGUCCCUGGUUCAAAUCCCCCGUCGGGCAGGUUCCCCUUUGUGUGUGGAGUUUGCAUGUUCUCCCUGUGAAGGCGUGGGUUCUCUGUUCUUCCCACAGUUAAAAAAAACAUGAUCACCAGGUUUAUUGGUCACUCUAAAUUGCCCCUAGUUGUGUGCAUGAAGGGUUGUCUGUCUCUACAUGUAAGCCCUGUGACAAACUGGCAACCAUGUCGUACCCUGCCUUGGGCCCACUGACAGCUGGGACGGGCUACAGGCCCCUACGACCCUGAACAAGAUAAACGGCUGCUGUAUUUCAGAUUGGAAUAAUGUCCAGCAGCUCUAAUAGUCUAAAGAGACAUGACAAGGAUGUCUGGUCGUUCUGGAUAUCCUGAGGUCUCUGUUGGAGGUGGUUCAGUGUUUUUGUUUUGUCAGUUAUUUGUCAACUUCAGGAUACUGACUUUGUAAACUUUUUUUUCAAUCUCAAAACAAUAAAUAAAUAUAAAACAUGA
Notolabrus celidotus (New Zealand spotty) is the source of this 3188-nucleotide messenger RNA. RefSeq names its product N-acetyltransferase 9 (GCN5-related, putative) (gene nat9). Gene Ontology annotation, biological process: protein acetylation. Lineage: Eukaryota; Metazoa; Chordata; Actinopteri; Labriformes; Labridae. The transcript is spliced from 6 exons. Gene Ontology annotation, molecular function: N-acetyltransferase activity. Bases 84 to 734 code for a protein of 216 amino acids. The record is from RefSeq and is a predicted model, not a curated record.